This is a messenger RNA of Eucalyptus grandis, 1569 nucleotides long. RefSeq lists its product as uncharacterized. Gene Ontology annotation, molecular function: ubiquitin protein ligase activity. Gene Ontology annotation, biological process: ubiquitin-dependent protein catabolic process. The record is from RefSeq and is a predicted model, not a curated record. Lineage: Eukaryota; Viridiplantae; Streptophyta; Magnoliopsida; Myrtales; Myrtaceae.
AACAUACAUAAAGAGAGGGGAACACACAUUCACUCUCCCUCGCUCUUACCCACAUCCCUCCAUCCAUCCUUCCCAAAUCCACGCUUCCCACCAGAGCGAAAGCGCACGAUCCAAUACACUUCGCCAUGGAAGCAGCCGACGAAGAUCUUCAAGCCACCCCCUCCUCCACCGUCAUGGCCGCCCUCGCUACCCUCUCCCCGCCCCAGCUCUCCGCCCUCACCGACUCCGUCCUCGCCGACCUCCACCACCACCACCGCCGCGUCUCCGCCCUCCUCUCCUCCCCCUCCCUCUUCUCCCUCGCCCUCCGCCACCUCCUCUCCCUCCCGCUCCCCCUCAAGUCCCUCCUCGUCGCCCGCCACCUCCUCUCCUCCCUCCGCCUCCUCACCCGCCACCUCCCCCUCCCCGCCCUCUCCCCUCCCACGCGCCGCCCGAGCGCCGCCGCGACCGCGACGCGGCGACCCUCCUCCUCCUCCUCUGCGAGCUCCGCCACCGCGACCCCCGCGCCCUCGAGGACGCCGCCCCCUCCGAGUGGCGGUCCGUCCUCCGGCGGCACUGCUCCAAGGACCUCCUCUCGAUCGCCGGGAUCGGGGCCUUCAGCGGCGGGAUCCUGGUCCCCUACGUGGAGAUGGUGGUCCGGUGCCGGAACUUCGUCGGGGCGGUCGAGCGCUGCCUGGAAGCCGGGGAGGGGAGGCGCCAGGUGGCGGCGUCUCCGGCGGCGGUGGUGGCGCUGCCGUCGGUGGAGGCGGCGGGGGAGGGAGUGCGCGGUCUGCAGGGAGGAGAUGGAGGGCGGGCGGGACGUGUGCGAGCUGCCGUGCCGGCACUCGUUCCACUGGAUGUGCAUCCUGCCCUGGGUGAGGAAGACGAACACGUGCCCGUGCUGCCGGUUCGAGCUCCCCACGGACGACGUGUUCGGGGAGAUCCGACGGCUCUGGGGCGCCCUGGCGAAGAUCGGGAGUGGGUCCCACGACGCGGGGGGGUCCACGUGGUCGCGCGACGACUCCUGCUGCAACGGGUGUGCGUGAGGUAGUGGUCUCGUUUCUAGUACAAACGGGUCGGGUUUUAUCUCGUCGGAUCGAUUUGUGGUGGACAAGAGAUGCCUGUAGUUUGUGGUUAAGGUUUGUACAUAGUACGACGAAAAUUUGAUGACCGUUGAUUCAGGAAUAAGGUCCAAAUAAGCCAAGAGUGCGAGCAUAGAUAUUUCUUAAGGGAGCGAGGUCUACAAAAUCUUUCGGCCGAGGAGGAACUAAAUAAACCUCGGCCCGAUGCGCCGCCGACAGACAUUGAGCCAUACAUCAAGUAGCGACAUUGGGUUGACAUGUUUCCAUGGACCGUCGAAAAGGGCGACUUGAAUUGGGGUUAUUGAUUCGGGCCGGUAACACGGCACAAUCGGUGUGUGAAAUGCUAUUUUCUUGCUACGGAAAUAAUGUAAGUGGUAUUAUGCUGGAAUGGUAAUUGUAGCAGCUCCUGCUUGAUUUCUCUGGACUUUUCACUGCUUUUGGUGGAAUUAUUUUGUGUCUCCGGUGCACCCAAUAAGCUUCCAGACCACUAUAUAUGGUGGGUUUCAUCGGA